AUGUAUUUGGACAACCAUGGUACCACAAUAAAUGCAUUCAAGAACAAUUUUGCUGGAAGGCGUUGGACCGAGUGCUUUGUAGAGCACCAUAAAAAAGAACUUUCUCAAAGAUUCUGCAGCAAUAUUAAAAGAGUUCGUGCAGCUGUCAAUGCAGAAAUAAUAAAUAACUUCUUUGAGCAUUUGACAACUGAAAUUAAAGAUGUCCCCCCAGACUGUAUCUAUAAUUAUGAUGAAACAAAUUUGUUCCAUGACGCUGGAAAAAAAAGAGUUCUUUCAAAACGUGGGUGCAAAUAUCCACAAGCUAUUAAAAACUCGACCAAAACAGCCAGUCUUAUGGUAUGUGGAAAUGCUGCUGGAGAAGUCUUGCCGCCCUACGUUAAUUACAAAGCGGAAAUAAUGUAG
Acanthoscelides obtectus is the source of this 402-nucleotide messenger RNA. The record is from the annotation of a GenBank genome assembly. NCBI's taxonomy places the organism in Eukaryota, Metazoa, Arthropoda, Insecta, Coleoptera, Chrysomelidae.